Penicillium paradoxum is the source of this 972-nucleotide messenger RNA. RefSeq lists its product as uncharacterized. The record is from RefSeq and is a predicted model, not a curated record. NCBI's taxonomy places the organism in Eukaryota, Fungi, Ascomycota, Eurotiomycetes, Eurotiales, Aspergillaceae. Gene Ontology annotation, molecular function: arylformamidase activity. The transcript is spliced from 5 exons. Bases 1 to 972 code for a protein of 323 amino acids.
AUGGCCCAGUCCCCCUUUGACACCCCAUUUGAUCAACUUCCCAAUCCUAGACAGGUCUGGCUGGGAAAGCCUGGUAGUCAUGAGGAGGGUCUGGGGAAGCUAGCUAUUCUGACCCCUGAGGUCGUCGCCGCUGCUUCCGCUAGCGAGAUAAGAUGUGGUCGCCGCGUGACAAUGGGAUGGGAGAUGACAAAAUUGGACUAUCCUAAUCUCAACCGUCAGCCUUGUCAUCAUCAGAUUGUGCCUCUCCUGGGAGGGGUAGCAUUUGAUGAUAUAUAUACUAUGAAUCCCCAGCAAAGCAGUCAGUGGGAUGGCCUCCGUCAUUUCUCUCAGACGGUUCCUGGUCAAUCUGAACGAGUGUUCUAUGGUGGAACAACCAGUAAAGAGAUAAAUGAUCGCCAGAAUAAUCGAAUCGGUCUCCAGCAUUGGGCCCGAGAGGGUAUUGCAGGACGUGGGGUCUUGAUCGAUUAUGCAUCAUGGGCAGAGAAGAAGGGUAUCAAAUAUACCACGUUCUCGACCCACCAAGUCCGGCUUGCCGAUAUCCUCGAAAUUGCCCAAGGUAACAAUAUCACUUUUAAAAAGGGUGAUAUUCUGUUCGUCCGUGUAGGAGUGACCAAAGAAUGGGACACGUCGAUGACAGAUGCCCAAAAGCAAGCUUAUUCGGAUAAUCCCAGCCCAGAGCAUGCUGGGGUUGAAGCGACCACAGAAGUCCUUCGCUGGCUGUGGGACACAGGAUUCGCCGCCAUUGCCGGUGACGCUAUCAGUUGGGAGGUCUAUCCGCCUCAAUCUCCCGAUAUAUUCCUCCACGAGUAUGUGCUUGCUGGAUGGGGCAUGCCUAUCGGGGAACUGUUUGACCUCGAGGCGCUGGCACGCACCUGCCAGGAACUCCAACGGUGGAGCUUUUUCGUGGCAUCUGUACCUUUGAACAUGCCCGGUGGAGUCUCUUCGCCUCCAAAUGUGAUGGCUAUUUUCUAG